Molecule: messenger RNA, 1147 nt
Organism: Durusdinium trenchii
Lineage: Eukaryota; Dinophyceae; Suessiales; Symbiodiniaceae
Source: the annotation of a GenBank genome assembly
CUUCAACGCACCGUCCUCACCAUCCUCGUUGCCAUGGCUCCUCCCGACGCGCGUAAGAACUUCGUCCAAACCUUGAGAGAGGUGGCUGAGAAGCAUGGCCUGGACUUCUCCAGCUUUUCCCACGACUGGAUCCUGCAACUUCGGGACAAGGCAACAGGACAGCAAUGCUCCGUCUUUGGCUACACCUUUGAUUCCAACCCUGCUGCAGCCGUGGAGAUAUGCAAAGAGAAGGCCGCAACCUCCUUGGUGCUCAACGGCAGUGGGGUUGCUAACGUGCCACAUCAUGUCUUCCUGAGCCCCUCGAAUCCCUUCACGGCGAAGUAUGUUUCAAAGAAUGGGAUCUGGGAACCAGUUCAGGAGGUGGUGAAGAAGUACGGUUUCCCUGUGGUGGUCAAGCCGCUGAAGGGUACCGGUGGUUUGGAUGUGAUGAAGGCCACCUGCUGGCGAGAAGUCGAGGCGGCGGUGCAGCACAUCUUCUCUAGGGAAUAUGGCUUAGCGGUGUGUCCGUACAAGCAUGUGGUGGACGAAUACAGAUGCAUUUGUGUUGGCACCGAGGUGCAGCUGACGUAUCGAAAGGUGAGGAGCUCCGUGCUGGGUGAUGGAGAAAGGUCCGUGGGAGCACUGCUGGCUGAAAGGCUUCAAAAUGCCAAACCAGAGGGCCAGAGGAGCUUGGAUCGGUCCCUGCGAAGGGGCAAGAUGCAGCACUGCAGUGGAAGCACAACCUGGGGCAUGGUGCCUCUGUCGAUUUGAAGGUGGAGGCUGAAAUGGCCAAGAAUCUGGCAGAGGUGGCGGUUCGAGCAGUAAAGGCCAUUGGGAUGAGCUUCUGCAGUGUGGACAUCAUCGAUGUGAAAGACGAGGGGCUGCUGAUCAUGGAGGUGAAUGGAGGAGUAAUGAUGGAUUCACUGAUGUCGCAGCUGGGAGAGUCUGGCAAGGCUUUAGCCUUUGGUCUUUAUGAGAAGGCAGUGCUAAAGGCGUUGGGUCGUUCUGUCCCGGCGUGACCCGUGCAGCUCAAAAUGGACUGGAGAUGCCUUUCGAGUGAAUUUCGUGUUUGGUUCGGGCCAGCCAUGCCUUUGUCCCACCUUUAAUGCUGGCUACUUCAGUAAAUGAGUGGUCCUGAGGCGAAGCAUGUGGUCGAAUUGACAGGCCU